Messenger RNA from Recurvomyces mirabilis, 2892 nucleotides. RefSeq lists its product as uncharacterized. The transcript has 2 exons. The record is from RefSeq and is a predicted model, not a curated record. NCBI's taxonomy places the organism in Eukaryota, Fungi, Ascomycota, Dothideomycetes, Mycosphaerellales, Teratosphaeriaceae. Bases 1 to 2892 code for a protein of 963 amino acids.
AUGGCCGAUGCCGACUCUCCCACUGGCGCCUACGAUGGCGACCCCGCUCCGUCGCCUGAUCAGGGUGACAGCGACAUCGACAUGCAGCACUACGCGCUCGAGCAGCACAACAACACGCUGCAAGGCACGCCCGUCAAUGAUCUCGAUGUCAAUUUCCCACAAAACACCUCGAACAUCAAUCAGUCUCACGACCGCAUUAACAAUCCACCGAGCUUCAACCAUUUCUUGGCUCCAGCUCAUCAAAGCGUGACUCCAAUGCCUGCGGUCGCCAACAAUGCUAGUCCACAUGUUGGCUUCAAUCCAGGCUUCCAGCUACCGUUUCAGCCCUCAAGCACCCCAAUUGGCACUCCAGUCCCAUUUGGCCAUGGACUUCUCCCACCUCAGACCCCUGAAGUCAAAAUCAUGCCGCCUUCUCGUCUAGGUACUCCUAUGAGUCAGCACCAGACACCUAUAGUUCAGUACCAACCAAUACAGUACUUUCAGCAUCAACGAAACAUGACCCAGUACACUGGUGGUUAUGGUCAAGCUCAAGCACCGCAGUACCUCCCUCAGCCCCGCCCCCAAACCGCGGCAGCUAUACAUCAACUCCAACGUCCAGCUAUCAACUUUGCAGACGAACAAAUGCGCGUACACCACCAUGCGGAGCGUCUGGCCUUGUUGGACAGGCAGGCUGCGCAGUACCAAGUGGCUCAGCAGCAAGAGGUGUGGGCGGAACCGUUUCCAGGCUAUCGCCCGCGCCCGCCGCCACCAGCCAUCAACCAAGCCCGCCCGCAGCCGAACAACCACAAUCCGCAGGCUUUCGAACGCUAUCAUGUCGAUCAGCAGCCACCGCUGAUGCCUACCUAUCCACGUAUUCCCCUACAGCCAAUGCCUACCAACAACAUCAAGCUUGAAGGCACAGGCACGGCUCAAGGCCGAUCGGAUGGUCCUAGUCUCGUUCCGAAGCGCAAGAUCCCUCGCCAGAGCUCUGCGGCUAGUACGCCUAACGUGCCAACUCCUCGUGCUAUGCCUGUUGCACCCCAGCCUCAGCGUGUAUUAGCCCCCCAGCCAACCAACGAUAUGUUGAGGCAGACCACGACAGCCCCUAAUCCACCGGCUAUGAAUGGCAAUCCGGCCGCGGACUUGGCAGCUCACCAACUCGUCCAAGCUUUUGUCAAUCGCCACCAAAACAACCCUCUUGCUGUCGACACCUUCUACCGCCUCGCCGCAAACUUUAACAAUCAUAUCAUCAAUGAGAACCAGUUUUACGUGGAUGUCUACAAGCUCUUUUACAUGCUCGGCUCAAAUGAUUUCUUGAUCCAGUUGUACCACCAGCGUCCGUUCACUUGGCGCAACACUCCGCUGCAGUGGUUUCACCAGGCUAUUCAGCAUGAGUGCGACGAUCAAGUGCUUGAGGUCAUGGCCAAGCGCAUUAUGCGCACUGGCCGUGUCGAACUUCUGAUGGGUGGUCCUGAGGGCACUGCUCCGCCGUCGACCCCGUUUCAGGCUGCUGUUCCUUCAGCUCCUGGUCAGCAGCAGGCUGUCGAGACGAAGAUCGUGAAUCUUAAGCUCUCUCGGAGUGCUUUGCAGAAUAUUCGCCAGUCUGGUUUGACCACGCCUGUUGCUCCACCGGCCCCUGACAACGAUGCCAACGAUACUGCUAUUCACCUUGUUGCUGAUUUUGCUGGUGUCAAUGCAGGUGACGGCGCCGCUGAUCGGUGGGACAACAACGACUUCCUUGAGGAGAGUGUGCCGCUGAAGAAAACCAAGAAGAAGGUGCCUAUGAAAGGCUACCGUGCUGGUCAAGGCGAUGUCGACCCCAACGCUGACACUAGCUCAACCAAGAGGCGUUCGUCUCGACAGACUCACGUCGCUCUUACUGUCCCGCAAGCUGAGCAGGAGACAUCGUCUCCGCAAGUCGGCACACCGGCUCAAGACAGUGCUAUCGAGGUUGACGAGGGUGACGAGAAUGGGGAUAGUGAGGACGAGGAUGAUGGUGAUGGGAGCGACGAUGGCGACUUCGACGGCCCCACUCGCCAAACCAGCAAGAAUUCAAGAUCUAUCGGCCCAAAAGUCCGUGCCAAGCGUGCGAUCAGCAGGGAUACCGCCAAACUUCCAGGCAGCGAAGUCCCGCAUGUCGGUAAGAUCUAUCCCACCCGCCGUGCUAUCCUCGCCCGCGACGACAAGCCGUACAUUCACAAUGCCUGUGCCCAAGGCUUCAAGCAUCCCGACGAUGUACGUAAGCAUCAUAACCAGAACUGCGAUAGUGCCAAAGGCCUGCAGGGCGAGAAGAAGCCCCUGUGGAAUGACCAUGCGAGCUGCAAGAUCCAGUUGAGUCAGCUGGAGUAUUGUAAGGUUGAGGAUGGGUUUGUUGUGCUUGAUCAGGAUAGCUUGGAUAAGGUGCAGGAGUGUGUUGAUGAGGGUCGUGCAGUCAACAAUCUGCAGAAGGCCAGUAAGAGGGCUGCGAAGGCGACUGGUCUCAAGGUUGGCGACAAGAAGUUUGACGAGGAGAUUGAGCGCGUGGACUCUGCUCUGGCGGAGGGCAACGGCAACCAGAUGUUUGACAACGAUGAUGUUGGGCUGGCUCAGCCAGUGGCUGAUUCUGCCGCUGCAUACAAUCAAGCUAUCUCAACCAACCCCUUCACCGUCAAUCCUUUAAUGGCCAAUCCUUUUGCGACCGGCGCCUUGAUGACCAAGCCCUCCGUUGUCACCACGCCUGCUUCACUUACCGCACCAGCCACCACGAAGAAGAAGUCUACACCAAUCAAGACCAAGACCUCGAAGACCAAGACGCCGAAGAAGACCAUCCCGUCGAAGCGUGGUCCCGGCGAGAACGAGAACGAGGAUAGUGACUAUGGUUCCGCCAACAAGCAAGCCUCCAAGCGUCAAGUCGUCAAGGCUGGUCCGGAUUGA